UUCAAUUCAGGAUCAUCACUUCUCACCGCCACUUACAAUUUAUUCCAUUUUUCAUCAUCGCCCUAUAAUACGAUCUUUGACGAUGAGCGUAAUCACAUUCAUUGCAAAGGCUAUAAUUCUACUCUGGACCAACGAUCUCGCGGAAAGCAACAUAUAAAUAGAGCACCAAGACUUUAGAAGGUCUCCUCACAGCUGCCUCCUCCCUAAACCAUGUCGCACUCAAAUUCAAACAGCUUCACUAUACGCUGUGAACUUGCAAAUCAUACUGUCUGGAAAGCUUUGAGCUCAAGGGCAAUUCCCCGAACUUCCUCGGUCGUCAUCCUGCCAACACUCAAAGGACUUUCAGAGCAAUUGAGCGUACCGGAAAUUCUUCCAUCAGGAGUCUCAUCCGGUUCAAGAGCAGACUUAAAGACAGCCGACCAGCAAGCUAUGGUGGAAAGAGAUUUGAUUGAUGCUUUGUGUAAAAUGAAGGAAUUGAAGCAUUUCACAUGGAGACAUGAUGCUGGGCCUGUUCUUCAUGAGGAGCUGUGGUCGACAUUGAAGGACUUGGGGGUUUCCUCUCUAAGAUUUAUCGACCGCAAAGCCUGUGACUUUGUCGGAGACUCAGGAUACUAUCGUUCUAUUUUCGAAUCUCCUACGUUCUGGACUUUCGCCAAGCUCACGUCCCUAGAACUGGAGACCAGUUUUCUGGCAGGACUUGAUGCUGAAGAUGACAUGAAGUACAUGCCUUCGUUGAUUAAAUUGCUCGAAAAUAACGCCGAAACUUUGGAGGCAUUCAAUCUCUCUUUUCGCGACCCAGAUGCGCUAGUCGAUGUCACUUCGAUACUGUCCCAGGUCACUUUCACACGUCUUCGCGAAAUUACUUUCCGAAGAGCUUCCUGCACGCCCCAAUCACUGUCCAAAUUCCUUUCUGCCCAUCCGUCCAUCGUCAGCCUGUCAUUGUCACCGAUGAUGGCAGGGCGCCGCUGGGAGCAGUUGUCAGUUUCAGCAGACUCUUUACCAAAUCUCAUGCACCUCAAUUGCUCUCCAUUUCACGCUGGAAAGAUCCUGGAUGGCUCAGAAUCAUCUCCGCGCCCGCUGUUCUGUUUAACCGGCAUUGAUGUCCGGCAAACUAUCAAACUAUCCGACUACUUUGAUGUUGAUAAACAGGAUGCAUACGCUGAUGACGAGGAAAUCGCGGAAAUAGACACGUACGAAGCAGAACAACUAAUCACAGCCCCGUGGAAGGAUGAGCUUUUCUCCAAGCUCAAAUCUUCUAAACAAAUCACACAUGUGGCACUGAACGAGACCGAUGGACCAAAGGAUCUAGAGGUCCUGGCGGAACUGAUGCCCCAAAUACGGUGGAUUGACGUUAGUACUAAGCGGAAGGAUGCAGCAUCUAAGGAAUCUUGGUUCAAGUAUCUCUCCAAAUUGACUGAGCUUCGUACAUUGCACAUGCGAGGGACUGGCCUGUAUUUGAAUUACUUACCUGGACAAGAAAAACUCGGUACUGAAAUCGAGAACGACAUUCGCGCCUUGGCACAAAGUUGUCCUAAAAUUGUAGCAUAUGAAGACUACGACGAUUCGGUCAUUAUUACUCGUGAGGGGAAGCUGUCGUUACAAGUCGAGCCAAGAGUGGUGCCCAAAGAUCGGUUGAAGGAUGGAUUUCUGUGGCCAUCGGAAAGUUUUGUUAGGGCCACAUCUAGGAAAAAUGCAGGACCAAAUCAGCCAGGGCCUGCAGUUGCAGAUGUUGGGUAUACUUGAAAUGAACUCAGAUUGAUGUACUAUGUACAUACUGUACCUCUCGCAUGAAAAAAUGUGUAAGGACUUUUCGU
Messenger RNA from Lentinula edodes (shiitake mushroom), 1814 nucleotides. RefSeq lists its product as uncharacterized. NCBI's taxonomy places the organism in Eukaryota, Fungi, Basidiomycota, Agaricomycetes, Agaricales, Omphalotaceae. The record is from RefSeq and is a predicted model, not a curated record. The coding region runs from base 211 to 1743 and encodes 510 amino acids. The transcript is spliced from 4 exons.